Messenger RNA from Helobdella robusta, 591 nucleotides. RefSeq lists its product as hypothetical. Gene Ontology annotation, cellular component: extracellular matrix. The record is from RefSeq and is a predicted model, not a curated record. Lineage: Eukaryota; Metazoa; Annelida; Clitellata; Rhynchobdellida; Glossiphoniidae. Gene Ontology annotation, biological process: proteolysis; extracellular matrix organization; collagen catabolic process. The annotation marks the transcript as partial. Gene Ontology annotation, molecular function: zinc ion binding; metalloendopeptidase activity. The transcript has 4 exons.
GGAAGAUUCGAUGAACGAACGAAGAAUGUUCUGAUGAGACCUCGCUGUCAGUUCCCCGACAUCAUUCAAACGUCGGAAAGAAGCAAGCGGUUCUCAACGUUGGGGAAAUGGGCAAAAACCACCCUGACGUACGUAAUCAACAGCUAUCCAACCUACCCAUCAGAUAUUAACGGACGAUAUGAUGUUGAACAACUCUUGGCUCAAUCAUUUAAAGACUGGGCGUCCGUGAGCAGGUUGAGCUUCCAGCAGAGCAGCAACAACUCCACGGCUGACAUUCAGAUCGGAUUCUACAAGAGGGACCACGGGGAUGGCUUCAGUUUCGACGGCAUGUUUGGCAUUCUGGCUCAUGCGUUUGUUCCUGAAUAUGGCAAGCUGCAUUUCGAUGACGAUGAAAUGUGGUCACGCGUCGAUAAAGGUUUUAAUCUUUUUUUAAUGAACCUGCGGCAAGUGGCGACUCACGAGAUUGGGCAUUUGUUGGGGCUGGGUCACAGCAGCGUGCCAAAAACCGUCAUGUACCCUUUCCAUUACUACACCAGCAACUUUAUGCUGACUGAUGAUGACAUCAAAGGCAUCGAAACGAUAUACGGUCAG